AAUGUCAAACAAACUUCACAGAUUUCAAGCAAUAUCUUUUUUAUAGCAACCUGAUUAGUUUAGAUUCAAUAUGUUUAGCUUUUUUAUUGAUUCGCAAAUAUGAAGAAGAUCUUUAAAGUGUUCAAAAAAUCUUCAAGCUCAAGCUCGAGCUCUUCGAGUUCGGACACCGAAAGUGAGCAAGAAAAACCACUCGAGGAGAAACCAGAGGAAAGCCCUUCUACAAAGUCGUGGAGUAUUACCCAUUCAGAUAUUGAAAUACGAAGACCCAAUGAGAAGCCGAAAAGACAAAGGCCAAAAUCAUCCAAGCCAGCUAUACAGAAUGGCAACAUAAGUUCAUCUUCGAAUAAUACAAUACAGAGUGCCAGUGAAGAUGACAAGAGAAAAAGACCAGUGUCACGUCAAUCGAGACCCAAGCAUCACAUCACAGCUAAGAGAAAUGAAAGUGUCAGUAGCUAUCCAGAGGAAAGAGUUAAAGUUGAAUCUAUACCUCCCUGGGAAAUGUUAUGUACAGCCAAUGCAAAACCUCCAAGAGCUUUGACUGUUACAUCUACAAAACAGAAUAAUGAACUUCAGGCAGUUCUUGGCCUUGAGGCAGCACAUGCAGAGGGCCAGUCAUCAACAGAAUGGUUGACAAGGCACAGUGUUGAUGCUAGUUCUUUAUCAAUUGAUGAAAUCCUUAAAUGUGGAAUACGUAUCAAGCCUCCUGAUGGUGAACCUGAUACAGCAUACAUCAAAUACGAUGCUGCAAAACUUCAAGACUUUGAAUUCAAAAUCAACGAAGUCAUCAAACUUUGCCAGGAAAGAAUCAACUGGCUGCUCAAAGGGAGUAGACGGUCAUUUGGUAUGGUCAAAGGCAGCAGAGUUGCACUUUUAGUAGAUGCUUCUGAUGCAAACUGUGGAUAUGGAAGACUAGAGCUUUUCCAGGAAUCAUUGUUGGGUCUUAUUAAUGAGCAACUUGUCAAUAAAGAGAUGUUGUACAUGGUUAGUUUUGGGACUAAAGUGAAGCCACUUUGGGCAGUGGUUAGAGAUGUGAACUUUAGAAUAAUUGACGAAGCUACUUGGUGGGUGAACACAUUAAGACCUUCAGGAGGGUGCAAUCUUCUCGGAGCAUUGAAGACUGUGCUGAAGAGAAGAGAAAUCGAUUCUAUUGUCCUGGUCCUCGGAAACACACCUGAUCAGAAUCCUAAAGUCAUUUGUGAUUAUGUAAGGGAGUCAAUAGCAGGUCGUAAAGUUCCUCUUCAUACAGUUGCAUAUGAUUGUACUGUAUCGGAAACUAAUAUAUUUCUGAGAGAGCUUGCCACUCAAACAAAUGGACGAUAUCACUGUUAUGCCUCAACUAGUGAUGAUCAAAUCAUGUCAGGCACAGACCUUAGUCUUCUUGUCAAGGAGAUGAACAAGGCUAAAGAGGUACUAAUGAAGAUACAUGAGCUUAGAGGGGGAGCACAGAUUCAACACAAAGAGUCAGCAAGGAGAAGAAGUGUAGAAAGCCUUGCCUUGGCAACCAUGCCUUUUGAGACAGAUGAGAGCAUUGUACUUGGAUCUCAAUUUACUGACAGCUCACCACUUGUGGUUGAACACCCAUCAUUCCCUGCAAGAACAUCUGGUGACUGGUUGAGACAACAUGGGUUAAAAGCUAAAGGGUUAAAUUUAUACCAAGUACUUGCACCAAAUGCUUACUCAUAUGUGAAUGGCUACAUCUCAUCCAUCAAUCGGAAAGUCCAGUCAAAAGUACAUGAAAUGAGUAUGGCUCAGUUCAGAUGGCAUGAUGGUACAAUCAAAAAUGUCCAUGUUGAUCCUACGCUAUUGUUUGACUAUCAGCGUCAUCUUGAAGCUGCUGUUCAUCUGUACAAGAGACGAGUAGAAUGGUUGUCUGUCGGUGGUAGGAAAAUUUUCGGAACUGUUGUAGAAAAACGGGUUGUCAUCAUUGUAGAUAUGUCAAUAUGUAUGUCACCAGCAGUACUAAGACUUCAGGAACAUAUGCGAAUUCUACUGGAACAACAAAUGGCCAAUAAAACAUCCUAUAAUGUCAUCUGCUUUGGUGAUAAAGUGGAAGUCUUCCGUCCUUCAAUGGUUGAGCCAUCGCCUGAGUAUCUUGAGGCAACUUGGAAAUGGUUUCUGCAGCGUGGGUGCAAGGGAAGCAGGAAUUUCCUUGAUGCGUUCAGAUAUGCUGUGGAAAAUGAAGAAGAAUUGAAAAAAGGAAUUGAAGUUGAAGGGAUUUAUCUAAUUACAAGUGGCGUUCCCGAUGAGCCUAAGGAAGUUGUUUGUGGAUUUGUGAGCGAGGCUUUGGCAGGUCGAAACUCUACGUUACACACAAUAUUUUAUGAAGUCGACGAUGAAGAUGGUCUAGUCGCCAUACCGGGACGUUUUUCUGAUAGAGACGAUACGGCGUCCGUCCUGAAAGACAUGGCCCAUGUCGUACACGGAAGGUUUCACUGGUUUAGAAAUGGAGAUAUUAUUGAAAGUGAUGAUCUGAAGGCUGUUUUGAAUGAGAUGGACAAGUCAUUUAACUAUUCACAAAAGACCACUAUGCUGCUAGAUACUGUACGUAGAAGGAAAAUUCAAACGGAUGAUUUCGGUGAUGACAAUCAACUAGUGCCGAGACCUCCAUCAGCUACGAAAACCAAGAUGGCGUUGACCCCUCCCAGACAUACUGCUUUAACCAAAGCACGAAUGAAUACUCGUCCGCAGACAGCGCACACGAGUCACAGUUCUUCAUCAAACACGAAGGCUAGGCCACGUAGCGCCUCAUCACAAACCAAGGAAUCGACAUUAAAGGCGUUAUGCUGGAAACCCCCCACCGCAAACACUUCAACCUCACUGAUCCCAGUUCCACCUCCCCCAAAGAACUACAUUGUCAAAGAACGGAGGCCAAGUCUUGUUAAAAGCUCGACACAAACGUUUUACACAGAAAACAAGAACGAAACCGGUGCGGUUUUCACGCAAUAUCCAACUAGCACGACAAAGAAACCAAGAAGACCUAUCACUCAUCCGUACAUACCGGACAAAGAAGAGGCUGUUACAACUAGAGAGUGGAUGCGUCACUACAGCCUUUCAAAAUUAAAGCUUGAUCUCAAUAACAUCGUCGGCACUGCAGAGUGUUCACAUGCUAAGAGUAAAGUACAGACACUUGGACAAUCGGUACCAGCAAGGUAUUGUACAAUCUUCCCUACUGUCGAGGUAAAGGGCGUGGUCAAACAUCUGCACUUACUUCCACAUGAACUGAGAGACUACGAAGAACAAGUGGAGAAAGUUAUGAAGCGAUAUGUCAAGCGCAUGCAGUGGCUGAUGAGUGGAAGCAGACGCGUCUUUGGUACGAUUGUAGAGAAAAAGGUUACAGUACUGAUUGACACGUCGGGCUCCAUGGUAACCAGUAUGGAUGAGUUGAAGAGAGAGCUUGCUGCACUGAUUUGGGAUCAAAUUAGAAAUAAGGCAACAAAGUUUAACUUGAUUCGCUUUUCGACGGAGGCGGUGCCAUGGAAACCAACUUUGGUUGAUACCAAUGAUGACACAUGCCAAGAGGCUGUAGAAUGGGUUACUGGGUUUGAGGCGAGUGGAUCCACGUGUACGCUGGACGCGCUGCAGAAAGCUUUUGGAGAUAUUGACGUUGAAGGAAUCUAUCUGCUUACAGAUGGGAAACCAGAUCACAGCACUACCAUGGUGUUACGCGAAUUAGCGAAGCUUAAUUCAUCAAGAAACGUUAAAAUUCAUUGCACAUCGUUUAAUUGCGACGAUAGUGCUGCAAACAAAUUCCUUCAGCUCUUAGCAUCGCAAACAGGAGGAAGGUUUAACCGUUGCCAAGGAGACAAUGAUGGUCACGUGUUUGCUCAUAGGCUACUGACCGAGGGGAUUCGAGACGACGAGCCAAUGAGCAUGCCAGUUUUUGAAGGAGACGAUCUUCGACGACUAGCAAGCGAAAUAGCCUUGUGCAGGAAGUUCUUGUUGCAAGCAAGGUCUUACAGGGCAAUGUUUCCAGACAAGGCUAGGGAAGGUCAACCUACGGGGAAGUCCAAGUCUGUGGAUAAUUUACAAGGAAAAGGUAUAUCUAAUGGCCAUCACCAUCGAAGUGCAUCUGGCAUUUUAGUUAGUUGACUGUCGGGUCGAAACUGAUCUAGGCUGUAUCGUAAAAACAGGGAGAUCUACAAGAGUUUCAAGAAUAUGUAAACUCGGCAAUCUUUUACAAAGGUAGAGACUAGUAAAUUCUCCUGUAUCCGAUGUUAUUGCGGACAUUGGAUAAUAGAGCGGAUUUCGUAUGAGUGGGAAACGGACAGUACUGUACUGUGCGGUAACGGUGUCCCGCUCAUACGAAAUCGGCUCUAGUUUUCUCGUGUUCAAGGAUAUUUGAAUGUAAAAUUGUAUGUUUAUAACUUGAUGUUGUAUUAUUUCAUUAGAAAGUGUACAAGAAAUAUUCUAUAAAAUAAUGAAGGUGUAAAUUUUAUGAUAUUGUAAAAAGGAAUGAAAUAAAAUGGUUUGAUCGAAUAAUUAAAGGACAUUGUGUUGUUGGGCUUCCUGUGGUAUGUGUAAUAACUUACAGUCCAUAUAAAGAUUU
Messenger RNA from Exaiptasia diaphana, 4546 nucleotides. RefSeq names its product von Willebrand factor A domain-containing protein 3A. The coding region runs from base 100 to 4089 and encodes 1329 amino acids. The record is from RefSeq and is a predicted model, not a curated record. The transcript has 37 exons. NCBI's taxonomy places the organism in Eukaryota, Metazoa, Cnidaria, Anthozoa, Actiniaria, Aiptasiidae.